This is a messenger RNA of Sphenostylis stenocarpa, 1350 nucleotides long. NCBI's taxonomy places the organism in Eukaryota, Viridiplantae, Streptophyta, Magnoliopsida, Fabales, Fabaceae. The record is from the annotation of a GenBank genome assembly.
AUGCAUAGUGUUUUUAUCCGGUUUCAUUUGCGAAGGUCAAAAGCUUACAAGGUAGAAGAUAAGCUAAAAGAAGAGCAAGAAACACAACAGAUUUCUUCCAAAUCUGAAGUUAGGAAGGCAGAUGGAAAUUAUGGUAUAAGGAAAUACAUUUCUGAUGAUGAAGACUCCUCAGAUAGUAAGUGGAAGAUAGAGAUGGCUUGGCUCACAAAGACACUUGAACCAGCUCUGCAAUUUUGUAGGCGAGCUCUGCCAACAGGAUAUGAAUUUGGAAAGAAACCCCCACCAAGCAAUCGAUCCCUUACAGAAAUAAUUGCCUGCAUCAAAAGGAGUAAGCUUGGAAUCCAUGAUUGGAGCUUGAGUGACCUUACUAUUGGCUUGUAUUUGAUCUAUCUUCGGCAAGCUUCUACUCAUCCAUUUGAAGAUAUCAAAGGCAUUCAGAUAUUGUCAGAAUCAAUUGUGCAAGAUCUCAUUUAUCAUAUUGAGUUGGCUAAAGGUGCUUAUAAGGACAGUCCUAGUAGUCUUUCAAGGAACAGCAUGCUAAGAGAAAGUAGUGUAAAAAAAUUUGUUAAAAACUCCAGUGUAAUGAGGCCUGCAUAUUAUAUAGGGGUUGAUACCCGAAAAAAGCUUGUAAUUUUAGGCAUAAGGGGAACACAUACUUUUUAUGACCUUAUCACUGAUAUACUUUCCUCAAGUGAUGGUGAAGUCACAUUUGAAGGCUAUUCAACCCACUUUGGUAGUGCUGAAUCUGCACGUUGGUUUCUCCACCAUGAGGUUGAAAUCAUAAGAAAAUGCUUGGAGAAACAUGAGGGAUUUAAGUUAAGACUUGUUGGUCAUUCUCUUGGUGGUGCUAUAGCUUCUUUAUUGGCAAUAAUGAUCCAUAGAAAAUCAUCAAAGGAGCUGGGUUUUAGCCCGGACAUUGUAUCUGCUGUUGGCUUUGGUACUGCACCAUGUGUCUCCAGAGAACUUGCUGAAAGUUGUUCUGGCUAUGUAUCGACAGUUGUGAUGCAGGAUGAUAUUAUACCUAGAUUGAGUGUAGCUUCCCUAACAAGGUUCAGAAAUGAAAUUGUUCAAACCGAUUGGGAGUUAAACAACAAAAUGUUUGAUCAAGGAUUUGAUAUUUUCUUCAGGAUGAGUGUAAUUGAGAAAGAAGACUGGAGAGGCGUCACGGAUUUGGUUACAAAUGCAAAACAGGUUGUGUCUUCAGUGCAAGAUGUAGCUCACAAACUAGCUGAUUAUGCAAAUUUCAGGACAAGCAAAAGUUUAGCUGGUAAGCCUUUUUGCUGUACUGGUCCAAAACAUAAUUGUCUUUGGAGGAGUGAAUCUAUAUUCUACUUAUACAGUGACCGAUAG